Vitrella brassicaformis is the source of this 2856-nucleotide messenger RNA. The record is from the annotation of a GenBank genome assembly. Lineage: Eukaryota; Vitrellaceae.
GGGAAAUCCAGCAGCACGUUGUAGUCGGUCACUGCGACUGGCGGCGAGAGUCUGCCACACACAGAGAGGAGAGGAGAAGGACACAGACAGAAGUUCGUCGAUGCCGCCCCUAUUUGUUGUUCUUUUGGGCACUGCCCUGUUCAUUCCAUCGCAUGCCGCCCUUGGCAAGGCAGCGACGUCAUCGUUCUUCAGGAAGAGAUCCCUCCUCACAUCGUAUGGAAUGCCUGAGCUUAGCGCCACGCCUCAGGGGACGUUUCCCGACUCAUCGUUUGACGCCGAUGCUGCCGCCGCGACAGCCAAUGGAUCCACUGCUGAUGUUCGGCGCAACAGUACAUAAAAAUGAACAAGUCUGGUGCGUUGAACUUCUCAUGCGUACCGGCUUCUCACUUCCUUUGCAGACCGACGGUUGCUGUUCUUGGUGGAAGUGAACAGGUGAAAGGGAAAAGGAGAGGCCGAUGAACGAAGCUUCUCAUGCGCACGUGUGUGUCGACAGGCACGGUGCCCGAUCUGUGCUCGGCGAAUACGAGAACAUGGAGAACCCUGGCCACUCGUGGCCGGGCGGCAAGGGGUGGCUGACGGCUGUGGGGCAGCGCCAGCACUACGAGGUAGGCCGCAUCAUUCGCGAGAUCUACAUCAAGCAACUCCACUUCCUCAGCGAGAGUUACAAGCCGGUGACGAAAGACUAAGAGAGAUGUCUGAGAUGUUGCUGGCCUCGUCUCCUGUCAGGAGGAGGUCUACGUGCGAGCGACAGAAAAGCCGCGAACACUUAUGUAUUUCCGAAAGGAGGGGCCGGUAGUGGCUUGCCAUGUCUGUCUUUCUUGUGGUCUCAGGUCCGCCCAGAGUCAGAUGUACGGCAUCUUCCCCAACGGUAGAUGAGUGAGCUGCCCACGCAUCAAUUAUGCUUUUUGCCGUCUUGUAGGCCACGGGUCGAAGCUUUCUGCCGUCAACGGCCGAAGAGCGUUGCUCGUCGGAGUGGAGAAUCUCAACGGCAAAAUCGACAUCGAUGCACUCGAGGAGGAGCUAGCAAAGGACGACACGUGCGCCCUGCCUGUGAGACAUACGGCCUGGCCUGCUUUCCUUGCCAUGUCGUGUGUCCCUUCAAAUGCACGCAGGGCUGCGUGCCAAGCUUCCCGGUCUUCAGUGCACCAAGACACCAUGACCCAAUGCUCAGAGGUAGGAACGGCGCGUAAGGGAUUCGUUGAUGCAUGUGCAUGUGUGUGGCUCCUUUACUGCAUGCAGCUCACACUUUGGACUGCGCGUACGUAGAUGGGCUCAUGGAGAUGGCCAGGGAGUCGCCGGAGUACAAACACUACACUGAUUUCUAUGCCAAGGAGAUUCAGGAUGGCGCCAAGCUCUACCCACGCAUUCUUCCUGAUGGUCGCCCCAUCAGCCCCUUCAGGUCACCUUUCGCACUGCUGCGUCUCACCGGCAUUGUCGUCAUGCUUCGCACGCCAUUUCUUGUAAUGUGUCUCCCUCUGCAUAUGAUGGCGUGUCUCCAGGACGUUGGCAGGAAUUGGCAGCAACAUCAAGUGCGAGGAGACGGACGGCCGCACCCCCAUGCUCAGCGGACAUAAACACCUGACCAAGUAGGCCAAACGGGGGGAACGAAAGGGGAGUGAGAUCAUGGUGUCUACGUGGUCUCGGCCAGCGUCGCCAAGUAUCUCUCAGAGAUGCGCAUGAGCCUGGUGGGGGCGAAUGCAACACAAGGGAUAAUCAAUCCGUCCCCUGUAUGUCACUGCAUGCAUUGGUGUGCUCACCCCGCGUAGGUGUACGGUCAUCCUGCCUUUGCGAACUUUGCGGGCCAAUACUUCUUCUCCAGCAUGGCCGAUCUGUUUGAGGCGAAGGCCCACCCGGACAACGAUAAGCUGCAGGACUUGGCUUAUCACCGCCUCAAAGUGGUGAACACCACACACACACACACACACACACACAACAGACAGACAGACAGACAGACAGACAGAUCAAAUGGCUGUUUGUUGCAGACACCUGGGAUGACCUCUGCCGCCGACUUCUGGGGCACGCUCAAGUUCAUGAUGUUUGCCGCACACGAUACGACACUGGUAGGCGAAUCACGAAUCGUCUCGGUCGGAUCAGCGGUGUUUGGAAGGACAUUCCUUUCCCUUGUCUCUCUCUCUCUUUUGUUGUGUGGCCACAGUCGUACUUCCUCAGGUGAGAGAGGCACAAGCAAAAGAGGCCACAAGAGGUUGUGUUCUCUCAGGUACCUGGAGGGCUUUAGCCACGCCCCGCCGUUCGCAUCGGUAGGAUCGACACUGCCUACCUGUGGAGAUGCGAUUUCGAUGUUUCUGAGGUCGUUUCUUGCAUCCAGACCCUCUUCUUGGAACUCUGGGAGGACCCCAGACAGCCCUCAGGCCACUUUGUGAAGGUCAGCCAUUUGUUUUGAUUCCAUCCAUUUGUCGACGUCCUUUCAAAUGUGUCUCUGCUGUGUGACGGGUCGUGUGGUUGAGCAGUUCAUCUACAACUGGAAGCCCCUCAAGCUCAACUGGUGCGACUAUCACGUCGAGUGUGGUCUUGACAGAGUCAUCCAGUACUGGAGGUGAGACACACACACACACGCACGCGAGCACGCACCACAGUGCCUUUGCCCUUUGGGCUGCAGGGAGAAGGCCAAGAUGGAUCCGGUCGAGAAGCGCUGCCCCGACGAGUUCCCUGUCAUCUACCCACAAGAACGUCCCAUGGUCUGAUACGCACAAGCCAAGACAGCCGCACUUUUACAAAAUGAGAGAGAUGAGCUAGGAGACCAUGACAUGGUGAAAGGGGAAAGGAAGGAAAACGGAUGUGAAUCAGUGGUGCCUUAGGGAGGUCUCGAAUGAGACACGGGACGGACACAAAUGUUAC